AGAAGAUCACGGUAACCAUUCAACCCUCAAACCGCCUCUCACACCUACUCUUUCUCGAAACGCCGUUGCUGCCAAGUCACCAACCUCCAACCUCCAACAUGACGUCGCCGCCCCUACCCAGUUUCGUCUCGUUCACAAACACGUGGCACAACAAGCCUUACGCAUUCAUCUCGCCCACGCGUCCAGAACUAUCGGCAGCCGGCAAGAAUGUGGUAAUCACAGGCGGAGGCACAGGGAUCGGGAAAGCCAUUGCCAUCGCCUUUGCCCAGGCUGGCGCCAAAUCUGUCGCCAUUAUUGGUCGUCGACUCGAUCGCCUCGAAACUGCUGCGGACGCGGUCAAGGCAGCUGGCACUUUGACUCAGGUUAUCGUGGAAACCGGCGAUGUCACGAAGAUCGAUUCCAUCAGGACAGCCCUAAACAACGUCGUGGAUAAGGCGGGCAAAAUCGACAUCUUUGCUUCUAAUGCUGGUACACUCCCCGAAGAAGCUCCGGUUUAUGGCUACAGCGAGGCCCAGUUGCGGCUCGGCUUCGAGAUUAACGUCAUGGGCGCUUUCAACUCUCUACAAGCAUUUCUUCCGCUGGCGGCCCCCGGCGCCAAGCUCUUCAAUACAGGGUCCGGCAUUGGACACUGGGCGCCGCUUCCAGAAGUUCCAGGAGUAUUUAGUUAUGCGGCAACGAAAGCUGCUACACUGAAGAUGUUUGACUACUUUGCUUCCGAGAACCCCGACAUUCACGUCGUGAGUAUCCAACCGGGCAUCAUUGCCACGGAGAUUAACCCGAAUAUCACUACUGGGUUUGAUACAGUCGAACUGCCUGCUGAGUUUCUUGUUUGGCUUGCGUCAGAAGAAGCCGCAUUUCUCAAGGGCAAAUUUGUCUGGGCCAAUUGGGACGCGCAAGAGCUUAUGGCUCGAGCAGAAGAGAUUCAAAGUUCGAUGCUACUGAGGGUCACUCUGAGUGGUGUCGAGAUGUGA
This is a messenger RNA of Ilyonectria robusta, 971 nucleotides long. RefSeq lists its product as uncharacterized. Gene Ontology annotation, molecular function: oxidoreductase activity. Bases 99 to 971 code for a protein of 290 amino acids. The record is from RefSeq and is a predicted model, not a curated record. The transcript is spliced from 2 exons. NCBI's taxonomy places the organism in Eukaryota, Fungi, Ascomycota, Sordariomycetes, Hypocreales, Nectriaceae. Gene Ontology annotation, cellular component: cytosol.